Penicillium vulpinum is the source of this 1467-nucleotide messenger RNA. Its product is annotated as putative RNA 3'-terminal phosphate cyclase. The record is from RefSeq and is a predicted model, not a curated record. Gene Ontology annotation, molecular function: RNA-3'-phosphate cyclase activity. Bases 1 to 1467 code for a protein of 488 amino acids. The transcript has a single exon. Gene Ontology annotation, cellular component: nucleus. Gene Ontology annotation, biological process: RNA processing. Lineage: Eukaryota; Fungi; Ascomycota; Eurotiomycetes; Eurotiales; Aspergillaceae.
AUGGCAGCGUCACAAUCUACUUCAUCUAAUUUAAACCAUGUCUAUUUGAACGGCCGAACCCUGGAAGGAGGCGGACAGCUGGUUCGAAUCGCCAUCGGGUUAUCUGCAUUGACUGGUCGUCCAGUCAGCAUUGAUCAUGUUCGCGGGAACAGAGAGGGAAAAAAGGGGCUUAAGAGGUCUCAUGCUGCAGCCGUGAAGCUGUUAGCCGAGAUCAGCGGCAGCAAAGUAUCCGGAGUCGAGAUUGGCUCCCAGUUCUUGAACUUUUUUCCACAGUCUACUAGAUCGGAAAGCGGUCCGCUGCUUGAUUUGUCGCAAGUGACGGUGAAGUCCGAAUACGACAUCAAGCUCGCGACUGCCGGUGCCAUCUUUCUCGUCUUCCAGGCCCUCUACCCCUAUUUGCUUUAUGUUGGAUCGCAGGCGACUGCCCCAUUUGUGAAAGUGAAUAUAACCGGUGGGACCAACGGUACUCAUUCUCCGUCAUACGACUAUGCAGUGCAAGUUCUCGUGCCCAAUUUCGCCAAACUUGGCCUCCCCCCCUUGCCUAUUACCCUUCAUAAGCGCGGCUGGACAACGGGGCCGGUUGACCUUGGAGCAGUCACUUUUUUCAUACAUACACUCGGAUCUCGGUAUAAUCAAGAUGACAAAAAUCAGCCCAAGGGGUCAUCAAAAAACGAUCAGGCAGCCGAGCCUCAAUGCAGCUUCCCGCGAAUUAAUUUGAUGGAUCACGAACCGGGGAAAGUGACGCGAAUUGAUAUCACAGUGUUAGCACCUGAUCAACCCACCCUAAAUACCGACACAGAAGAGGGCACGGGGAGUACUGUUCGGCAGUUUAUUGAACAACUCACUCAACGCACUCUCCGCCGUGAAACGAGGAAGCUAGAUCAAUCUAUAUUUGCUAAAAGCUCUACUUCACCUCCACCCAAAGAGGACCCUCUCAGCAAAUCAUCAUCCAAACACACGCCAGUUCCUAUCAAGAUCCAUACAUCAGAAGCUACAAAUCACCGCAGCCACGUAUACAUCCUUCUUGUGGCCCAUACCUCUUCAGGAUUCAGAAUAGGCCAUGAUAUUCUCGGCAGCAUGGGAGGCGAUCGCCUAUCUAAGCCAAAGAAUAAAGGGAAACAAAAACAUCAGCCAGCCCGUGACCCUCGACGAGAAUCUCAAAACGAGACAGCAUUCUCUGCGGCUGCCGACCUAGUCCGCCGAUGUGUGGAAGGAUUCAUCAGGGAAAUCUCAAACGAGAGUCCAAAUGCCCAGCCAGACCAGAAACCUGUCUCCAACGCCAAGAGAGCUUGUCUAGAUGAAUAUAUGAGAGAUCAGGUUUUUGUUUUCGAGGCACUUGGAAAGGCCUGUCGUGCAGAUGUGCAUGACACCGAAGCCACCGAAACUGGAACUGUGGAAGACCAACGAGAUUGGACACUCCACACAAAAACCGCACAAUGGGUGUGCCAGCAGAUGUUGGGUGUGUAG